This is a messenger RNA of Klebsormidium nitens, 1261 nucleotides long. Lineage: Eukaryota; Viridiplantae; Streptophyta; Klebsormidiophyceae; Klebsormidiales; Klebsormidiaceae. The record is from the annotation of a GenBank genome assembly.
CUCACUGCUCAAGUCACUUGUCUAGUGCGGCAGGUUGGGGAAGGAGGAGAGAUCUGACGAGGUCACGUUGUGAAGUAGCGCAGUGGCUUGUUGAUCUCCUUCACCCGACGUACAGCAUUAUUCCAACAUGGCGGAGGAAAUUGUCAUUGAAGUUUACCUUGUUCGCCACGGAGAAAGCACAGCGAAUGUGCACCCGUCCAUCGUUGGCGGUCGCUCCCAGCACGCCACACUAACCACCAAAGGGGCGAAGCAGGCGAAGGCCCUGGGGGCCUACCUCCGAGAUUAUCUGCAGCUGACCUUUGAUGCCGUGUAUGCAAGCUCGCUUGUCAGGGCGUAUGACACAGCUGCCAUCACAUGCCUGGAGCUAGGCAUCCCUGAGCGAGAGAUCCACGUGGCAGACGACCUGCAGGAGAUGAGCCAGGGCGAGUGGGAGGGCCGGCCGCGCGCCGAGGUUUACACGCCCGACGUUCUCGCUAGCAUGCCCGCAUUGCAACCUAACUUUACUGCGCCUGGGGGGGAGAGCCAACUUCAAGUCGAGACGCGGAUGCGUCACUUUGUUGAGGGGAUGAUCAAAGAGCAGUUACAAAUAGCUCGGAGAGACGGUCAGAACGGAGUCGUUCCGCAAACGGGGGGGUUGGGGAUGGGGCGAGAACAAGGGGGGGAAGUGGGGAAAAGUGAGCAGGAGCUGAGGGAAGAUGAGUUGUCGGCGUCGUUAGCGCUGUUGGAUUUGCGGAGGCAGGCAGCAAAGGGAAACGGUGCCCCAGAGGCAGGGGUGUCGCACCAUCCUGAUUCGGACCUAGGUACCGGGGUCAGUGAGCGGUCUGUACCGGAGGGGGCAGCAGGGCUGCAAACAAGCGCUCUGGAAGCGAACGGGGUUUCGGAUACGAGUGCGGGCGCUUUGGAGCGACCGGUGAGGGCGGCGGUGAGGCGGAGGGUCGCCCUGUUUGGUCACGGGAUGGCGAUCAAGUGCUUUCUGCGGGGCAUCCUUCAGUCGGAUCCCAAGAUGACGCAUAAGAUUUUUCUAGAGAAUAGUUCUGUCACGCUGUUGAAAUUUACAACUAACAGGGGCUGGCACGUGACGAAGGUCAACGACACCGCGCAUUUAGUGCUCGCCAGGAGAGCUCCGCAGGAGGAUCGGAAGGAAGUUGCGAAAUUGCCAGGAGGAACAUACAGAUACAGUACAUGAUUGCAUCGAAUACUAACCCUUCAUGCAAUGAGUUCUUGUGAUAGCUUAAUGCACAUGAGCCUUUACACAGCGCGG